This is a messenger RNA of Cornus florida, 825 nucleotides long. Its product is annotated as F-box protein At5g07610-like. The record is from RefSeq and is a predicted model, not a curated record. Gene Ontology annotation, molecular function: protein binding. The transcript is spliced from 2 exons. The coding region runs from base 1 to 825 and encodes 274 amino acids. Lineage: Eukaryota; Viridiplantae; Streptophyta; Magnoliopsida; Cornales; Cornaceae.
AUGCCCUCAGUCAAAAGAAUCGGUAACACACCAUCGGUUGAUGUGAUCGCCGGCAACGAAGACCUCUUAUUCGAAAUCCUCGUCCAUUUGCCUCCAAAAUCCCUCCUAAGAUUCCAAUGUGUAUCCAAACACUGGCUCUCUCUCAUCUCCAACCCCCAAUUCCGCAGCCACCACUCCCGGCGAAACCCUAACUCCGUCGCCACCGCCCUCUUCUAUUACAAAAAAUUUCCAUUUCCGGAGUUCGGCUUCCUUUCUCUAAAAGCCCUAGAAAACCCAACCAAUAACACCCCCUUCCAUUUUCUCGAUUUCCUCAGCACAUUCAACGAAGUUAUUUACGCACAUUCUUGCAAUGGCUUACUGUUUGUCGAACUGUGGAGGGACUCCGGUGAGUCUCUGACGCACGUAGGUGAUAGAGUAUCCUAUUUUUACAAGAAAGGGGUGUAUUGGAAUGGUGCGAUUCAUUGGGUCUCUACAUCUCAGCCUUUCUUGUGCUUUGAUGUGGAUGAAGAGCACUUUAAAGCAAUGCCCUCGACUUUGAUCCCGAAGGGGAGAAGCGAGAGGAAGAUUAAGUAUUUCGGGGUGUCUGGAGAUCAUUUUCAUCUGAUUGAGAUAUAUGGGCCUCGAAGGACUGUGUUUGAUGUGUUGGAGAUGGAGGGAGACUACUCGAAAUGGGUCGCCAAGUUUCGGGUUGAUCUUGAUGCAUCAAUUUCCAUUGAUAACUCACCAAGACCUGGUGGAAAUUUUAGUAUACUCUCUCUUUUUCUGGAGGAAAAAGAAGGCCGUAUGCUUUGGAAGAAGCUUGUACAGUUUGGGAAGGGGUUUUGA